UGGCAAUAGGACAAUCAACCUGUAUAUUGUCUUGGUUCAACCAAGUCAUGACAAAAGGACUGGCGAGAAAGAUGCUAACCUGCUGAUACUCAAUUUCAUCCUCUUCUCCCAACGAUUUUCCUCGGGGAUCGUGCAAGAGCCAAAAGUUCGAUGGUCAAGUUUCUUCCAGAAGAUCAUAAAGGCAAAAUUCUUCCUCGCUGCAUAUGUGACCCAAAAAUCGCCAUUUACCCAGCUCUGUCUCAUGGGACCAGAAAGUCUCUGUUCCUGUCUUAACCUGCCCUGUUGCAUAGCUGUUUCCUCGCGUUCGGUAAGAACUUUCAGGAAUGUCUGUAGACGACUUUCAAAUUGUUUUGCCCAAGCCUCUAUCCCAUCUGGCCAGUACUCAGGCUGUUCAAGAAGCAACCACCAUCGAGGUGCAUGGGAAAACUCAACUGGUGCUGCGUAUGCAAACUCCCAGUCAAUAACACCAACAAUCUGCAGGUUUUUGUUGACCAAUACAUUAGAGGGCCGAAGAUUGUCACACCAUAUCUUGAAAGGACCGUGGUCAUUUGCAGAAUGGGCAAGUCGGCCCUUUCUAGCAAGCUUGGAGAAAAGCUGUCUGGCGACAAGCUUACGUCGACAAUCGUCUGCAGAGUCUACUGCGUCAUUUCGUUGGUGGGAUAAAUGUUCAAGGUGUAAUUCGGCAUGACUGAUAGGUAGAGAGAUGUUGUACUAUGUACGUAUUUUGAUGCCUGAGGCAAAUUAAUUCCAUUCUAGGACUAGUGUAAU
Aspergillus wentii DTO 134E9 is the source of this 768-nucleotide messenger RNA. RefSeq lists its product as uncharacterized. Lineage: Eukaryota; Fungi; Ascomycota; Eurotiomycetes; Eurotiales; Aspergillaceae. Bases 242 to 688 code for a protein of 148 amino acids. The record is from RefSeq and is a predicted model, not a curated record. The transcript is spliced from 2 exons.